UUUGAAUCCCGGAAGUCCCGGACACACCCAACCUUGAUUGCAGCAUUCCGAAUGCUGGAGAGUAGGUAAAAGGACAGAAGCAGAAAACAUUUCAACAUGAGGGACCCACUGACAGAUUGUUCGUAUAACAAAGUGUACAAGAACCUAAAGGAGUUUUCUCAAAAUGGAGAGAAUUUCUGCAAGCAGGUCACAUCCGUUCUUCAGCAAAGGGCAAACUUGGAAAUUACCUAUGCCAAAGGACUUCAGAAACUGGCGAACAAGCUGAGCAAAGCAUUACAGAGCACAAAGAAAAACUGUCUCGUCAGUGCCUGGGCCUGGGUCUCGGAGGGCAUGAAAUCUGCAGCGGACCUGCAUCAAAAACUUGGCAAAGCAAUUGAGUUGGAAGCAAUAAAACCAACUCAUCAAGUCCUGAGUGUACAUGAGAAGAAGAGAAAAUCUCUUGAUAACGAAGUUGAAAAGACAGCAAAUCUUGUCCUUAGCAACUGGACUCAACAAAUUAAGGCCAAGAAGAAAUUAAUGGUGAGUACCAAGAAGCAUGAAGCACUUUUCCAUCUUGUAGAAAGCUCCAAGCAAACUGUAACGGAAAAGGAGAAGCAGAAGCUCCUCAAUAAACUGAAAAAAUCGACUGAGAGGUUGACAAAAGAAGAUGAAAAUUACUACGAAAAAAACAUGGCCGGCUGUUCUACCAGACUGAAAUGGGAGAACACACUAGAAAACUGCUACCAGAGUAUCCUGGAGCUGGAGAAGGAAAGAAUUCAACUUUUGUGCAAUAACUUAAACCAGUACAGCCAACAUAUUUCUGUUUUUGGCCAAACCCUGACCACGUACCACACACAGAUUCACUGUGCCAUCAGCAAGAUAGAUGUUGAAAAAGAUAUCCAGGCUCUCGUGGAAGAAACUGCAGUCUCAUCUACAGAAAAUAAAUCUGAGUUCCUGUUAACUGAUUACUUUGAGGAAGAGCCUAACAAUGCAAUGAGUAAAGAGCGACAAGAGUCUUCUAUAAAAUCGAAACUGUUAAGACUGCAGAGAGAUAUUGAAAAAGCCUCGAGAGACCAGGAAGGCCUGGGACGGAUGCUGAGAGCAUACUCGAGUGACUCCUCCUUCUCAGAUGCGGACAGUCAGAGAUCAACAGCGGCCUUAAUGGACGAGACAAAUUUGAAACUAGACCUUUUGCAAGCAAACUCCUAUAAACUGUCGUCAGUGUUAGCAGAACUUGAGAAAAGACCUCAACCCAGCCAUCCCUGUAGUAACUCCAUCUUCAAGUGGAAAGAAAAGCAGCAGACACAUAGUUAUGUAAAAAUAUCUCGGCCUUUUCUGAUGAAGAGAUUAGGGAAUGUCGUGAGCAGGGCGUCUUCUGACCGGCAGAGAAUUCCAAGUUCUUCAUCUACAGCCUCCGGUGCAGCCCAGCUCGGCAAUGGUCUCUGCAAGGCCUUAUAUUCUUUUCAAGCCAGGCAGGAUGAUGAAUUGAAUUUGGAAAAAGGUGACAUUGUGACUAUAUACAAGAAAAAAGAAGAAGGAUGGUGGUUUGGAUCUUUAAAUGGAAAAAAAGGCCAUUUUCCUGCUGCUUAUGUGGAGGAGCUCCCUUCAAAUGCUGGUAACGCGGCUUCUCAGGCAUGAAACAGGCUUCUGAAAGCACCACCUUACACCCUCUGUAAACCAUACAAUGUGCAAAUAAAGAUGAAUGCUGCGGUC
Messenger RNA from Equus quagga, 1692 nucleotides. It is a transcript of the gene NOSTRIN, whose product is annotated as nitric oxide synthase trafficking. The coding region runs from base 97 to 1617 and encodes 506 amino acids. Gene Ontology annotation, biological process: signal transduction. Gene Ontology annotation, cellular component: plasma membrane; cytoplasm. NCBI's taxonomy places the organism in Eukaryota, Metazoa, Chordata, Mammalia, Perissodactyla, Equidae. The transcript is spliced from 16 exons. Gene Ontology annotation, molecular function: protein binding. The record is from RefSeq and is a predicted model, not a curated record.